AUGGGUUCUCCAGCGUCUAAAAGCAGUACCGCGUUGCUAACUGCUUCAACGUUCAAGCUGCUGUCGAUCUUCGCGUCUUGUCGAAAAUCAAAGGCAAAGCAUCAACAGCUGGAUGAAGAACCAAGCUUACACGACCCAGAAGGACUGCCAUUCGUUACGAGCUUAUAUGUGGACGGCAAGAUCGUAGCCGUUAGGCCUGGUGAAAAUGUGUCUAAUGUGACUGCUUUGCUUCCAAGUGGGACUCAGCAGUCGAGUCAGAUUCAACAACAACCGAAGACCGUGUUGAAGGAGGCUGACAGCGCAAAUCUUUUGGUUCCCGAGGAUACUUUAAAGUCGAGUCCUACAGGCACCUCCAACUACUUGAAUCUGCCUUGGGAAACAAACUCUCGGCCACCUUCAAAACCAUCAUAUGGUGGUAGAUCCAUAGGCAGAUCUAUUGGUGCAUUUAGCAUCACAGCUCGCCAACACUCGACGGCUAGAGUCGAGAGUCAUUCUUCAAGUCGGUCCGCACGUCUAAAAGCCAAAAGGAUUUUCUCAACUGACAUCACCUCGUAUGAAGACGAAUUCAACAUCACACCUCCCAACAUUCGUGGCUACAUUGCCAACUUUCCAUAUGAACCAUGCGAAUGUGACGAGCUAAUCAUUACGCCUGGAGAUCUCCUUCUAGUUGAAGUGGCGUUUCCUGAUAACUGGGCGUGGGCGUAUAAUUCGGCAACUGGAAUGUCUGGAAUGGCACCAUUGUCGCUAAUGUCGGUAGUUGACAAGACUGCUUCUGAUCUAAUGAGGUCGAUGUCGCUAUACGAUGGAAUGUUAUCGUCGUCACCAGUAGACAAGUUUGAAGUACAGCCGUCAGAUGGGAGUACAUUUGAUGUUAUGAUUAGUUGCCAUUGGACGAAUAGGCAGCAGGCUGUUACUAUUGCAGAUUAUUUAAGAGAACGAGGCCUGAGUGUCUGGAUGGACAAGUUUAGUUUAGGACGAGACAUAUUUUCGUUGCUGGGUCAAGCUAUACUGUCUAGUAAAGUUGUUGUGCCCUUGCUCUCUGCCAAAUACGAACGCUCUGAGAGUUCCAUGAAGGAGCUAUUGUUCGCUGGAUUCAAGCAUAAAACCAUCAUAUCGUUAAGGCUAGAUUCAGGCCCAUUUCACGAAUCCGUGUCACUAACGGCAGGGACUAAUCAGCACGACCUCGCUGCGUGUGGAUCAGGAGAACCUCGUAAGAAGGUCCUUCUCUCCUUCUAUGCCGAUAUCUUAUCAUCGCUACCGCGAGCAACGGCGAUGCCAUGGCCAACUCCCGAAAUCGACUCCACAAUAGAAUCAUCCGUAGUAUUGCAACCAGAUCAGCUUGAAGACAAUUUAGAGGAUUUGUUUCAAUGGUUCCAGCCUAUCGAUAUGAAUUCAGUAGUUCAAGACUUGAAACACAAACGACUACCAAAGACUCGGAAAGCGUUGCUUGAAGAGUUUGUAGAAUGGAGUGAGGAGGAGAAGCCGGAAGACUCUAGGAUAUUCAUAGUGCAUGGUGCUGCUGGGAUGGGCAAAUCUGUGCUGGCAUCCGUCUUUGCCGUUAAACUUCAGAGAUGGCAUCGAUUAGCAGCCAUUUUCGUUUGUAAGAGUGCCCAUGUAUGUCACUACGAUCCCUUUAAAAUCAUAGCAACGUGGGCCUUCCAGCUAGCGUCAUUUGAUCCUCGUAUGAGAGAUGCAUUGAGACGACUGCUGAAAGAAGAACCGAACUUUCUGCAACGGAGAUCUCUAGCUCGGCAAUUCGAGCAUUUGAUUGUAAGGCCGCUGAAACAGCACGACUCUCGUAAUGGAACCAUAGUGGUAGUUUUAGAUGGACUUGGGUGUGGACCGAAAGAUAGCAAGCUCAGAACGGAUUUCUUGAACAUAUUGAACGCCCAAUGGAAGAAUCUGCCACCCUCAGUACUCCUGUUUAUUACCACUAGGCACGAGGAGGAUAUAUCAACUAGGUUCGCGUGUUACUUGCCGAGAGUCCUUGAGUUACGACCAACAGAUAAUCAUCACGACCUUCGUAUAUACGUGCUCGAUCACGUUACCAAACUACGUAACCGUCUCUCUGGUCCAGAAACAAUGAAGAUGCUGGUUGAUAGACUAAUAACCUUGUCUCGUGGAUCCUUCUUAUGGAUCGUUCUAGCUUUGGACGAGAUCGAUAAAUCAGAAUCAGAUGAGCCGUUCGAAGCAUUGGAACAGAUCGAGCAGGAAGCUCAGGGAAACGAUAUCGAACGAUUGGAUGCAUUAUAUACUAGGUCCUUAGCCAACGCACAUAAAGGUGUAGGUAUUGUGCAAAUGGACUUGUAUCGACGCAUUGUCGGUACAGUGUUAUGUCUUAAAGAACCUAUGGGACUGGAAGGAAUCUCUGGGCUGUUAAAGCUGCCAAUCUCAAGAGUCAGAUCAGCAUUAUCGCGAAUCCAGUCUCUAAUAGGUAUUACCGAUUUGUCAGUCCAAAUCACGGAUGGUGAAUUGGUUGAGUAUUUAACAAGUUGUCGAAGCCGGAAUUCGGAGCUUGCCCGUCGCUUUUAUAUAGACUUAGAGGAUAGUGAAUGUGCCGUUGCUACUACAUGUGUCGCAGCACUAGUGGAUUUAUAUUUACUCAUUCAGGCACCAAUGACGGUGCAGGACAAGGUAAAGUAUCUAUCUGGAAAGAGCUUGAACAUUGUACCUUACCAGUUGGAGUACUCUUGUCGUAACUGGGCAUCCCAUUUGGACGUUCUCACGAUAUUGGACAAGGACUUGUCGGCGGAUCUCAAACACGUUUGUGAUUUAUGGGGACCUGCGUUAUUGUUUGUGGCCAUUCAGAAGGGAUUGGCAGGAUCAACUAGCUGGAUUUUAAAAACAUGUGGUGGGCCCGAACUCCUAAAAGUCGCUACUGAAACCAUGUUCUACUCUAAUCCAAUCGUAUGGGAAGCAACAAAGAUGGGAUUUGCUGGUGUUGUUGAAGCUUUGAUCUUGUAUGGUGGUGCAGACGUCAAUACUCAUAUACCGGAACGAGGACAGUAUCUAUCCAAUCUGUUGCAUAUGUCUGUACGUAGUAGGAAUCUGGACGUGGUAAGAGUGUUGCUACGAAACGGUGCGAAUAUGGAUGAAAGGUUUAAUAAUCUGGGAUUGGCUAAUGCCUUUGCUGAUGUACUUACUAUCAUUGGUGAAGAAAGACAAUCUCGACUGGAUCUCGUGGAGAUUGCUAAAAUGGACGAGAUCCACCGUGUUUGUAGAGACGGCGAUAUAUAUCGAGUAGCCAGAUUGGUAUCCUCAAACUACAAACGUCUUCAACGCCCACAUCCCAUCACGAAAAAGGUACCACUUCACUACGCAUCAGAAGCAGGCCAUCAUGAAAUCGUACAAGAGUUGCUCGAAAGUGGCGCCGACGCAAAUAUAAUAGACGCAAUAUAUUGGUCGGGCCUCCACUACGCAUCUCGAAAUGGUCAUUUGAAGGCCGUCCAAAUCCUUAUAGAGCAUGGCGCAAACGUCAAUAGUAGAGGUAAAAGUGAAUGGAAGGGACCUUUAUUCAAGCAUUGGAGUGCCACGCCUCUUUGUUUGGCUUCUGAGUACGGGAGGAAGGAUAUUGUCCAGUAUUUGUUGGAUAAAGGUGCGAUUGUGCAACCAGACGAUAAUUUGUGGUCACCGUUAAUGUAUGCUGCUGUCGGUGGACAUUUGGAUAUUGCUCGUGUCUUGAUACAAGGUGGUGCACAAGUCAACGUGGUGUCAUCGGUAGUCUUCAGUCCGCUGUUGCUGGCAGCCCACUAUAAUCGUUAUGAGAUGAUAUCAUUCUUAUUGGAGCAAGGUGCUAAUGUCGAGAUGGGACGUGUCGCACCAACUCCUUUAUUGGUAGAAAGCACAGAUCCAGUAAAUAUGCCACGAGUAUCUCCUCUAUAUUGGGCCUCUGGUGAUGGAGACAGUAGGACAAUGAAACUGUUAUUGGAUCAUAAAGCCAACGUGAACUUUGUCAAUUACAAUAGUAUCGGACCGGUUAGUGCGUGGUAUCAGGCAAUUCAUAGAGCUGCUGUUUGGGAUAGUGAAGAAGCCAUUACAGAGCUGUGCAGGAAGGGUGCAGUCGUAAAUCACUUGGGUAAAUCGUCUGCUGAGAUGUAUGAAGGGCUGCAUGCCAUGCAUCUUGCUGCUUUGAAUGGUGGGAUUCAUGCGACGAGGACGUUGCUAGAUCUAGGCGCUGAUAUAGAAGCCCGCAGCUACCAAGGUGAAACUCCCUUGAUUGUAGCAGCAAGGGCACUUCAUAGUUGCAUGUGUAGAUUCCUCACCAUCAGAGGAGCCAAUGUGAAUGCAACAGGACCGCAAGGUGACACUGUACUGCAUGUUGCAGCUCGAAAGGCAGCAGGUGCUGAGACAAUAAGAAUACUGCUUGAACUUGAAGCCAAUCCGUUGGCUCUCAACAACCGGGGAGAAACCGCAUUACAUGUAGCUUGUAGACUUGGUCAUUUAGGAGUCGUCAAGCUUCUAUUACCAUUUGGUGGAAUUAGAAUUCGAAACUCACGGGAUCAGAGUGUGUUUGAUGUGGCGUAG
Synchytrium microbalum is the source of this 4524-nucleotide messenger RNA. RefSeq lists its product as uncharacterized. Gene Ontology annotation, biological process: signal transduction. The record is from RefSeq and is a predicted model, not a curated record. The transcript is spliced from 8 exons. The coding region runs from base 1 to 4524 and encodes 1507 amino acids. NCBI's taxonomy places the organism in Eukaryota, Fungi, Chytridiomycota, Chytridiomycetes, Synchytriales, Synchytriaceae. Gene Ontology annotation, molecular function: protein binding.